This is a messenger RNA of Lontra canadensis (Northern American river otter), 1197 nucleotides long. It is a transcript of the gene AADAC, whose product is annotated as arylacetamide deacetylase. Lineage: Eukaryota; Metazoa; Chordata; Mammalia; Carnivora; Mustelidae. The record is from RefSeq and is a predicted model, not a curated record. Gene Ontology annotation, biological process: positive regulation of triglyceride catabolic process. Gene Ontology annotation, molecular function: serine hydrolase activity; triacylglycerol lipase activity. Gene Ontology annotation, cellular component: endoplasmic reticulum membrane.
AUGGGAAGAAAGAUUCUUUUUCUUCUGAUGGUGGGGGUCUUUGUCGCAUACUAUAUUUAUAUACCUCUCCCAGAUAAUAUUGAAGAGCCAUGGAAACUACUGUGUGUGACCACAUGUAUGAAAACUGUAACAGAUUUGAUUGUGUUUGCUGAGCUAUUGGGAAUCAACCAUUUCAUAAAUAUUGCAAUGUUCUUUGUGGGCCUUCAAGAAGUCCCACCCACAUCUGAUGAAAAUGUCACAGUGAUGGAGACGACUUUCAACAACAUUCCUGUCCGUGUAUAUGUGCCAAAACAAAAGCCAGAGAAACUAAGAAGGGGCUUAUUUUAUGUUCAUGGUGGUGGUUGGUGUUUGGGGAGUGCUGCUUUGUUUAGUUAUGACUUCCUGUCAAGACGGACAGCUGAUAGACUUGAUGCUGUUGUCAUUUCAGCCAACUACAGACUAGCACCUAAAUAUCACUUUCCAAAUCAGUUUGAAGAUGUAUAUAAUGCAUUAAAGUGGUUCUUGAGCCAAGAUGUUCUUGAUAAAUAUGGUAUAGAUCCUGAAAGGAUUGGUAUUUCUGGAGACAGCGCUGGAGGGAAUUUAGUGGCAGCGGUGACUCAACAGCUCAUAGAUGAUCCAGAUGUCAAGAUCAAACUCAAGACCCAGUCUUUAAUUUAUCCUGCCCUUCAGACUCUUGAUAUGGAUUUACCAUCAUAUCGGGAGUAUUCACAUUUUCCAACUCUGUCCAAAUCAAUGACGGUCAGGUUGUGGAGUGAAUACUUUACCAUGGACAGAUCACUUGAAAAAGCUAUGCUCUUCAACCAACAUGUACCAGUGGAAUCAAGCCAUCUGUUCAAAUUUAUUAAUUGGAGUUCUCUGCUCCCUGAGAAUUAAAAAGGACACGUUUAUAACAGUCCAACUUAUGGUAGUUCUGAGCUGGUUAAAAAAUAUCCAGGGUUUCUAGAUGUGAGGGCAGCCCCCUUGUUGGCUGAUGACAAUAAAUUACGAAGUUUACCAUUGACCUAUAUCAUCACCUGUCAAUAUGAUGUCUUAAGAGAUGAUGGAAUUAUGUAUGUCACCCGACUUAAGAAUGCUGGAGUUCCAGUGACCCAUAGCCAUGUUGAAGAUGGAUUCCAUGGAGCAUUUUCCUAUUAUGGAUUUAAAAUUGCAUAUAGAAUGGAAAAUCAGUAUAUGAAUUGGCUAAGUGAAAAUCUAUAG